CCGUGCGCGGGCACCUGGGAGACGGAAAUCCAACCCAUGUGCUCCAUGAUUCAUCAGUGACUUUUGCCUCAAAUCGACCUUAAAAAGAACCUUUCUAGAGAGGCUUCAUCACACUACCAUACACGCGACAUUGACAGUAAAUUCAUAAUCUAGUAAUGGUACUGAAGUUACUAACCCAAUUACUAGUUUCCAUUUCUAUCUCUUUCAAUUUUUCUUCCUCUAACCCAUAUCAUAUCAAAAUGGCCCCUUUGCCCCAAGCAGAUCCCCGAAUUUUCUGUGACAUUCUUUUCGUUGACUCUAUGGGAGGCAGUUUCCCAGCGCUUGCGCAGCCAUUUAGAAUAGCUAUAAGUAUCUGCAAGUACCCAGAUAGCAUGGGCUACCAUUUUUCUCCCCAAGGAAUAAGGGGCCCUGUUUUCUCGAGGGUUUCAGUCUUGCGGAUUAGGAUACUUACGAGGAAAUACUGUCGUAUCCUAAUAGAAGCUGUUCGGUUGCCGUGUAGCAACCAAAGUGCAUCAGGAGGAGAGACAUGUGGAUGGUAUAUCUUUGAGGGCGUAGUCACCUUCUGCAUUGAGAAUUUCCCGCACUAGCAGAGUCGCGACCUAGACAGACUGUUGUCGUUGGUGCCGUG
Molecule: messenger RNA, 628 nt
Organism: Gaeumannomyces tritici R3-111a-1
Lineage: Eukaryota; Fungi; Ascomycota; Sordariomycetes; Magnaporthales; Magnaporthaceae
Exons: 1
Coding region: 156-587 (143 amino acids)
Source: RefSeq, a predicted model, not a curated record